Ambispora gerdemannii is the source of this 3321-nucleotide messenger RNA. The record is from the annotation of a GenBank genome assembly. Lineage: Eukaryota; Fungi; Glomeromycota; Glomeromycetes; Archaeosporales; Ambisporaceae.
AUGGUACUCAAAUGUCCAGGUUGUGAUCGUGAAAUAAAAACUGGUAAAACCAGAGAUCUAAACAAGCAUAUAAAUUUAACUGGAAACCUUCGUAAGGGACAAUGUCAAGCAUAUUUGCGUUUAAUGCAAAAUCCAGCUCCAAUGCAAAAUGCACUAACCCCAGAGGGCGAUCUUAUUUCAUUCGAUGAAAACCCAUCAACAUUCCGGAAACAGAUCCAGAAGCUAUCGAAACCAGUACCCAAGACAUGGGAAGAAUGGUUUGAUCUAAUGGAAAAAAUAAAGCCAAAAGUGCUAUCAACACUUGAUAAUGAUGAUAGUGAACUUAGUGAUUCAGAAUAUGAUACAACCGAUGAAGAUCCAGAUAUCUAUUUUGAAAAAAUUAAUGAUCCCUAUAUUAAUAGGAUAACAGAAACUGAAAAAUUUAAUGAAGGUGAGGUAUGUGAUUACUAUGCAUUCGUGCCAAAAGGAUACUAUGCCAAAAAUGAGCCAUUAGGUUUCUUUGAAUCGAUCGAAGAAAAAAUUGAAUCAGGAUGGACAUUUAUUCGAGCAGAAGUAGUAUUUCUUGAAAUUAGUGCUUUUAGACCUCUACGAGGAAGUAGUUGGUUACCACUUCCAGAGACUUUAGAUAAAUCACAACUAGGAUUAAUUAAUCCACAAAGUUUCAAUGAUAAUGAAUGUUUUAGAGAUUGUGUUUCAAUGUAUCAUGCAAGAGAAGAAGCAAUAAAAAUGGGACAGAACCUACACAUCUUGAACGCCUUUGGAAAAAUAAAAGUAGAAAUCGAUCCACUUAGAAUAUCAGAACGAAAUUAUCAAGUCGAGCAUAUGAUAGAUUUAUUAUACUUAACAGAAGAUGAGGAAAGUUUAAAUGAUCGAAAAAAUCCUAAUGAUAUACCAGAAGGGCUUAAAACACAUUAUGUACUUAUAACAGAUUUUACACGGUUAAUGCAUAAGUGGAAUAAUCAUCAUGGAAAAAAAUACUUUUGCCGAAAAUGUUUACGAUUUCCAUAUAGUAGAUUAGAUUUAUUAGAGAAGCAUAUUCCUACAUGUCCAGGACCAAGUAAAGCUUCACAACAAGCAAAAGAGAUUGAGAUAGAGAAAAAAGAUAAUGAAGGAAAUACUAUAAAAGUAGCAGAACAAAUAGCAAUUUCAUAUGGAUAUACAUUACACUGUUCAGAUGGAAAAACGCAAAAACCAGUCAUUAAUCUUCCAUGUGAAAAAAUGACACCAAAAUUAUGGAGGCAAUAUCAAAUGGCGAGUAAGUGUUGGAUAUGUGAAGAAAAAUCACAUGAAACAGGAUACAAUAAAAUUCGAGUGUUUGAUCCAGAAACUAAAAAAUAUUUAGGAGCUUCACAUAGAAAAUGUCACGGAAAAAAAGCAUUGAUUCGAGGUAUACUAGAUGAUGAACAAAAGAAAGCGCAUGAUGCGUGUAAAAAAUGUAUGUAUUGUAAAACAAUAUUACCAGAUGAAGGAAAAAAUAAGGUAUUAGAUCACGAUCAUAUUACAGGAAAAUUUCGUGGACCAGCACACAAUAGUUGCAAUCUUAAAUUACGAAUUGAUCCAGAAACAAUAAAAAUCCCGGUAUUAUUUUGUAAUGGAAGUGGCUACGAUUUUCAUCAUCUUUUGCAAGAAAUAGCAAAAGCAACGAAUGAAAAAAUAGUACAUAUAGCAAAUAAUUCUGAGCAGUAUAUUACUUUCUCAGUUGGUCAACUUCAAUUUAUUGAUAGCAUAAAGUUUUCCUUACCAGGUUUAGCCAAGAUGGCUGAAAAUUUACGUGAUGAAAAGAAGGGUCAGAAUAAAACACCAGAACAACUUGCCAAAUGCUUCCCUAUUAUGUCAAAAUUCAUCUCACCUCAUGGAUAUAAUUAUUGCGAGCAUAAAUGUGAGAAUAAAGAAUGUGAACACGAGAAAAUUUAUACCAUAUCUCAAAAGGAUUAUGACUUUGCCUGGACGGUUUGGCGAGAAACAGAAUGCAAGACUUUUGGAGAUUAUCAUGAUAUCUAUCUUAAGGCUGAUGUGUUGAUUUUAACAGAUGCAUUUGAGGCAUUCCGAAAAGCUUCAUAUUCAGCAUUCAAGCUUGAUCCAGCAAAUUAUUUAACAGCACCGGGUCUAGGGGUACGAUGGAAAAAAUGGUUACUCUAUUUGGACGCCAAUAAUCUCUAUGGUUGGGCAAUGUCUCAAUAUUUACCAACCGGAGGAUUUAAAUGGCUAUCAACAAAACCUUUGAAUGCAUCUCACCCUUUAGUGCAGAAAAUUUUAUCUUUAAAAGAAAAAUCAAUUCAAGGAUGUUGUUUAGAGGUUAAGUUAACAAUACCAAAAGGAUUACACCCCAAAUUUCGUGAUUAUCCAAUGUGCCCUGAACGAAAGAAUGUACCAUAUGAUUGGUAUAGUUCAAAACAAAAAGAAUGGGCAAAUAAUAAACGUUGUGAUACAGAAAAACUUAUAUUAACUCUUCAAGAUAAAGAUAACUAUGUUAUUCAUUAUCGAAAUUUACAACAAUGUAUAAAAGAGGGGUAUGUUCUCGAAAAAGUAUAUCGAGUUCUAGGUUUUGAGCAAUCUCCAUGGUUGGAACCAUAUAUAGCAAUGAAUACCCAACGACGAGCAAAAGCAAAAAAUGCGUUCGAAAAAGAUUUCUGGAAAUUGAUGAACAACUCAGUUUUCGGAAAAACUAUGGAAGACGUUAGAAAACGGGUAGGGGAAGAACGUAGAUUACGCAGAUUAUUAUCAGAUCCAGCUUUCACGAGUCGUAAAAUUUUCUAUGGGUCUAAUCUAGUAGCUGUACAUCGAAGACAGACCAACGUAAAGCUUAACAAACCCGAAUAUGUUGGUGCUUGUAUUCUUGAUCUAUCGAAAUUCUUUAUGUAUGACUUCUGUGACUAUCCUAAAGAUCAUUGGGUAGUAAAGAAUCUUCCAGAAGAUCAAUGGAUAAUCAAUGAUGAAGGUAAGCGUGUAUUAAAAAAUACUAAAGUUAUAGGUAAGUGGAAGGAUGAAAAUGGAGGAGAUCGAGCUACAGAUUAUGCAGGAGUUCGUGCAAAAUGUUAUAGUGUUGUGUGUGAAAAUUCACGAAAAGAUAUGAUAAAGGCAAAAGGCCUUAAAAAAUCACUUAUCAAGAGAGAGCUCACACAUAAAAUAUUCAAGGACUGUGCUUUGGAAGGAAAAGAGGAUCAACCUCGAACAGCGCAAUUUCUCCGAAGUUACAGACACCAAAUGUAUAGGAUAACGCAAACAAAAAGAAGUGUUAAUCCACUAGAUACGAAAUUGUGGAUUGCCCAUGAUGGAGUCACAACUUAUCUAUAUGGAGAUUGUGAAAUUCCUGAAGAAUAA